Humulus lupulus (European hop) is the source of this 2056-nucleotide messenger RNA. Its product is annotated as polyphenol oxidase, chloroplastic-like. Gene Ontology annotation, molecular function: catechol oxidase activity. The coding region runs from base 42 to 1856 and encodes 604 amino acids. Lineage: Eukaryota; Viridiplantae; Streptophyta; Magnoliopsida; Rosales; Cannabaceae. The record is from RefSeq and is a predicted model, not a curated record. Gene Ontology annotation, biological process: pigment biosynthetic process. The transcript has a single exon.
UUAAAUAUCUUGCACCAAAACCCAUUAAGCACGUACUAGCUAUGGCUUCUCUCUCCCUUGCUCACCCGUUGGUGAUCACCAGUAAUCCUUCUGCUCCAACUAGUCGAAUCCCAUUUCCCACUAAACGCAGUCAAGUUGUCUUGGUACGUAGACUUGCAUGCAAAGCCAGUGCCACUCCAUCCGAGGGUAGUGCUAGUACUACUGAUCAUGCCAACCAAAAAAACCCUAGAAAACUUGACAGGAGAGACAUGCUGAUAGGCCUCGGAGGACUCUACGGCGUUGCUGGCCUGGCCUCAGACCCGUUCGCUAGCGCAACCCCAGUGGCGGCACCGGACCUAUCGACAUGCCACGCGCUAAAGGAUCCACCUGAACAACCACCCCUGAAUCCGUCGGAUGUAAAAUGUUGCCCACCAUACAGCACCGAUAUUAUUGACUUCAAACCAGCUCGAUCAUUUACUAAAUUACGAAUUCGGCCCGCAGCCCAAACUCUCGACCCUGAGGGCAUUGCCAAGUACAAGAAAGCCGUAGAGCUAAUGAGAGCUCUUCCUGAGGAUGACCCGAGAAGCUUCGUUCAACAAGCCAAAGUACAUUGUGCGUACUGCAACGGCGCGUAUGACCAAGUUGGGUUUCCGAGCCAGUACCUUCAAGUCCACAACUCAUGGCUCUUCUUUCCUUUCCACCGUUGGUACUUGUACUUUUACGAGAAGAUCUUGGGAAAUCUCAUCAACGAUCCCACUUUCGCCUUACCAUUUUGGAACUGGGACAGCCCAUCUGGCUACCAGAUGCCGUCCAUAUAUGUCGAUCCUACCUCGUCGCUUUACGACGAGUACCGAAACCAAAGUCACUUGCCGCCAACCAUAGUCGAUCUUGACUACACAGCAAAAGAACUUACAACCCCCGCGCCUGCCGUGACUGAUGCGGAACAGACAGCAACAAAUCUCAAAGUCAUGUACCGCCAGAUGGUCUCCGGUGCCAAAAAUGCAUCUCUCUUUUUUGGCAAACCUUAUAAGACUGGUGACUCCCCAAACCCGGGAGCAGGUUGCAUCGAGAACAUUCCCCACACUCCGAUCCAUAUAUGGACUGGCGACACGAGACGGGAUAAUGGGGAGGACAUGGGAAACUUCUACUCUGCUGGGCGAGAUCCCUUGUUUUACAGCCACCAUGCUAACGUUGACCGAAUGUGGAACAUCUGGAAAUCUCUUCCGGGCGCCAAAAGAGUGGAUAUAAGCGACCCAGAUUAUCUCAACUCCACGUUCUUGUUCUAUGAUGAGAAUGCUCAGUUGGUUCGUGUUAGGGUUGGCGACUCACUCGACAGUAGAAAAUUAGGGUACGUUUACGAAGAUGUUGAUCUUCCCUGGCUAAAGUCCAAGCCUAGGCCAGUCAAGUCAAAGAUCGUCAAAAUUUUGAAGAAACUCGGAGUGGCUCGUGCCGCCGACACUAAUAUAACGCCGCUCAGUCAGUUCCCGAUAACGUUGGAUAAGACGAUAACGACCGUGGUGGCGAGGCCAAAGAAGUCGAGAAGCAAGCUUGAGAAGGAAGACGAAGAAGAGGUUUUGGUGAUUCAAGGGAUUGACUAUGCCAAUGAUGUGCCGGUGAAGUUCGACGUCUACAUUAACGACGAGGACGACGAUGCCAUUACUGGGCCUGACAAGUCAGAGUUUGCGGGAAGCUUCGCUACUGUGCCACAUUCGACUACCUCUGUUACAAACAUCAAGACGGAGCUGAAUUUGGGAAUAUCGGAUCUUUUGGAGGAUAUCGGUGCUGAUGACGAUGACAAGGUGAAAGUGACUAUAGUUCCGAAGAGUGGUAAGGGGAAAGUUAAGAUUGAUGGCAUCAAGAUUGAUUUUAUCUCUUGAAUCCAUAUUAAUGUUGAACUCAAUUAUAUAUAUGUGUUGGUGCAUGGUGUGUAACGUUUCUGUGCUCAUGUUUUCCUUUUAUGUAUUUAGCUCUAUAGAUCGAGCUAAUAAAUAAGCUUGCUAAAUGUGAUAUUAUGGUUCAGUUUGUAUGUUCUAUGGAUUUUUAAAUAAUUCAAGUCCAGGCACCUGUUUGUCCGAAU